Messenger RNA from Triticum dicoccoides, 884 nucleotides. RefSeq lists its product as uncharacterized. The record is from RefSeq and is a predicted model, not a curated record. The transcript is spliced from 2 exons. Bases 73 to 423 code for a protein of 116 amino acids. Lineage: Eukaryota; Viridiplantae; Streptophyta; Magnoliopsida; Poales; Poaceae.
ACCCGCAUGAUUUUGUUCUUGUGAAGCUUAGUUAGCAUUCAGCAGCAGUACCUAUUGGCGCUAUGGACCCGCAUGGGCAUGGAGGACCAGGUGGAGGAGGCCCUGGAGGGUGGGGUCCGGUACCACCUGGAGGGCCUGGAUUUCUCGGUGGGCCUGGCCCUGGUUCUUGGGGGCCUGGAUUUCCGGGUGGCUUUGGCCCUGAUUCUUGGGGCCCUGGAUUUCUCGGUGGCCCUGGCCCUGGUUGGGGAUCUGGAUUCGGUGGCUUUUUCGGAUCCUGCUUCUAUCAUCUCUGCUGCUGCUGCCUGCUCCAGGACUGUUGUGGCCCUCUAUUCGGACACCCAGGCCCAGAUGGUCCACCACCCCCUUUAUGAUAGCCUGCCGAGCUGGGACCUUAUCUACGGCGAGAAACUAUUCCUGGGCUAAAUAUAUUCACUGAAGAACCCACAUGGGUGAAUAUAUUACAUCUUGGAUGUUUCCCUUGCUACUAUGUAAAUACUAGUGAAAAUAAGUAAUGGUCUUUGUAUGUCUCUGUUGGGGAUCGUUGCUUCAGUCUUAGCCUCUUAGGUAGUACCGGGUACUAGUGUUAUUUCGGAUACUGAAUGCAAUUAUCAGGGUUCUCUAAACUUUGUAGUACCUUACUGAUGCAUUUCACCGCCCAGCAUGUGAGAUAAGCUACAAUCUCAUGGUAGUUCACAAACAGACACGGUGACACCAACCGGGGUAAAUAAGGCAGAAACUGCACCGGAUGAUCUCUCUAGCCAGCAUCAACCCAUCCUGGAGCUAGUAAUCCAUUCCAGAGGGUUCUUUUUUAUUGUAUUAAUUAGACUUUUGCAAUGAAAAUGUAUUUAACCCUUGAAGCAUUGUUGAAGAGAGAUUUUCCCCUA